UAGCCAAGAUUUAUCACUUAUAGCGGCACUGAGCAGAGCUGCACUCGACAUCGUCGCACAGCAUCCUAAACAGGCAGGCAGAAAGUUUACUGCUCUUUGGCUUCAUUCUCCUGGAGAAUCUGAUUAAUCAAAUCGCUUCACGUCUAUUUCCUAUGCUCUUUUGAGUAAAUGGCAUCAUCAGUUUUCACCAGGUCCCUAUUGGGUCACCGUUUGAUUCAAUCCACCUUCUCCUCCUCUCCCAAAACCCAAAUCUUUACCUCUCUCUUUAAUAAGAAACCCUUUCGCUUACAAGCUGAUCCUGUCUAUACAUCAUGUAAGACGUCUGGCUGGGCACCCAGAGUCAUGGCUUCUUCUGUGGUUGGUUUGAAAGCUCAUUUUUCUACACAAUCUUUUCCUACCAAUGAACCUGUUGUAUCUGUUGAUUGGCUCCAUGCGAAUCUUAGGGAGCCUGAUGUGAAGGUGUUGGAUGCAUCCUGGUACAUGCCAGAUGAAGAGAGGAAUCCAAUUCAAGAGUUUCAGGUUGCUCACAUUCCUGGUGCCCUUUUCUUUGAUGUAGAUGGGAUAUCAGAUCGAUCAACAAAGUUGCCACACAUGUUGCCCUCUGAAGAAGCUUUUGCAGCUGCAGUUUCUGCUCUUGGAAUUGAAAAUAAGGAUGGAUUAGUUGUUUAUGAUGGCAAGGGGAUUUUUAGUGCAGCUCGUGUCUGGUGGAUGUUCCGAGUAUUUGGGCAUAACAAAGUUUGGGUGUUAGAUGGAGGCCUCCCAAGAUGGCGGGCAUCAGGUUAUGAUGUAGAAUCUAGUGCUUCUGGUGAUGCCAUCUUGAAAGCAAGUGCUGCAAGUGAGGCGAUAGAGAAAGUAUAUCAAGGCCAGGCAGUAGGAGCAGUCACAUUUCAGACAAAGUUUCAGCCACAUCUUGUUUGGACUCUUGAGCAGGUUAAGGAAAACAUUGAGAACCAAUCUCACCAACACAUAGAUGCCCGUUCAAAGGCCAGGUUUGACGGAGCUGCACCAGAGCCUCGAAAGGGAAUAAGAAGCGGUCAUGUACCUGGCAGCAAGUGCAUUCCUUUUGCUCAUAUGUUAGAUGCUUCACAGACACUCUUACCAGCAGAUAAGCUUAGGAAACGAUUUGAUGAAGAAGGCAUCUCCAUGGAAGGCCCUGUUGUUACUUCAUGUGGGACUGGUGUAACUGCUUGUAUUCUUGCUUUGGGUCUGCAUCGACUUGGGAAGCAAGAUGUUGCAGUAUAUGAUGGAUCAUGGACAGAAUGGGGAGCUCAUCCUGAUACACCUGUAAACACUUAAUAAAUCUGGACGCUUGGCAGCAAUAUACUUGGCAUGACGUGUGCCUUGUGCAAGUCUCUGAUGACUACCAGAGUUUGUAUCAAGAAGAAUUGAAUGACAAUUGCCAUUUUAAAAAUUUAUCUUUGAGUUGCACUUCCUGUCCAAUAUGAAAAUUCAUCAUCAUAACCCCUUGUAACAGAAAACAUUAGCAUCAGAUUGAACAUAUCAAAAUGGGAGUUUGAUGGAGAAAGCUGAAAUAAAAACUGUAAGCUGGAAUUGAAGGAAGGCAUUUGGUUUAUAUUUAUGCUGUCGUUGAAAAUGAAAAUGAAUAGCACAAGUUUCUUUUA
Manihot esculenta (cassava) is the source of this 1622-nucleotide messenger RNA. Its product is annotated as thiosulfate/3-mercaptopyruvate sulfurtransferase 1, mitochondrial. Bases 169 to 1296 code for a protein of 375 amino acids. Gene Ontology annotation, molecular function: thiosulfate-cyanide sulfurtransferase activity. Gene Ontology annotation, cellular component: mitochondrion. The record is from RefSeq and is a predicted model, not a curated record. The transcript is spliced from 12 exons. Gene Ontology annotation, biological process: transsulfuration. NCBI's taxonomy places the organism in Eukaryota, Viridiplantae, Streptophyta, Magnoliopsida, Malpighiales, Euphorbiaceae.